GGCUUGUGGAGGGAGGACUGAUAAACGGAGCUGGUGGUGCUGUGGUGCCGGAUUUUUGAUACCCGAAGGAAGGAAGUUAGAAGGGAAGCGAGGAAGGAAGAUAGAAAGGAGGGAUGUUACGGUGAUUUCCCCUCUUUUUCUCUCCUGACAAACACCUCCUCACUACUUUUCAUCAUCACAGCCUCGGAGCCUUGUAAAGACGCUCCACUGCUGUUUUUUUUUUAUCCAUCACCGGCGGAUAAAAAACAGGAGAGGGAACAUUUCAGGGUUUGAGGAGAAACGACUUGGCUCUGCUUUCCUUUUUAUAACCCUCCUCUUCUCCAAGCACCCACAAACAGUAACGCAGGAGGGGGGGUUUACUCCGUGGAUGUGUUGGACAUCUGAGAAAAGAAGCAACAAUACUUGGGAGAAGUGAGCGUUUCUGCUGGCUUGUAUGUAUUGGAGGAAAUUUCCUUGGAGAGACGGGCUGCUGCGCGCGGAGUCUCUCACUUCCAAGGCAGAUCUGUGUCAUCUUGCAGAGGAUUUAACUAUCUACACAUCCAACACCAGUAAUGAGCUAAAGGCUCUGUGACAAGAGGAGAGAGGGAGUGAAAGACCUGAGAGAGAGAAGAAGAAGAAGAGAAAGAAAAACAAGGAGAAAGAAGGCAGUAACGUGGUGAUGAGAAUCUGCACCAACAAGCCCUGAUUUCAGCUAAUGAACUAGGAAGUUCAUCAGCAGCAGUUCAUUAGCCAAACCAGGAUACCACCUCAGUGGGAGCAGGGCUCCACUGAGAGGAAACCAGAAAGUAGGGGGCAGUAGUGACGUGCACGGUUGCUAAAUUUGGGGCAAGAUGACAAUGAAGAGACAGGGCCUUGGACUGCUGAGGGCCUUCCUGGUGUUGGUGGGAGUGUCGGCACUCUGUAGCGUCGCAUUGGGAACCAGGAGAGGGAAUGCUUCUUUGGAUCAAAGGGGCCACAGACACAGACAUCCAGGUCACUUGUCACUGCACAGACAUAGACAGAGGGCAGGGAAGGAGGGACAGGUACUCCACAGGUCCAAGCGAGGAUGGGUCUGGAAUCAGUUCUUCGUCAUUGAGGAGUACACUGGACCUGACCCGGUCCUGGUGGGCAGGCUCCACUCAGACGUAGACUUAGGUAAAGGCAACAUCAAGUAUAUCCUGUCCGGAGAAGGUGCGGGAACCAUCUUUGUUAUUGAUGACAAGACAGGUAACAUCCACGCUACAAAAACUCUGGAUCGGGAGGAGCAGGCCCAGUACACUUUAACAGCCCAGGCCGUGGACAGAGACACUAAUAAACCUCUGGAGCCUCCAUCGGAGUUCAUCGUGAAAGUUCAGGACAUCAACGACAAUCCUCCUGAGUUUCUACAUGGGCCGUACUAUGCCAGGGUGCCUGAGAUGUCCAAUGUUGGUACGUCAGUGAUGCAGGUGACAGCAACAGAUGCUGAUGACCCCACCUAUGGCAACAGUGCCAGGCUGGUGUACAGCAUCCUGCAAGGACAACCAUACUUCUCUGUGGAGUCGCAGACAGGUAUAAUUCGUACCGCCCUGCCAAAUAUGGACCGCGAGGCUCGCCAGGAGUACGAUGUCGUCAUCCAGGCCAAAGACAUGGGUGGUCACAUGGGUGGACUGUCGGGGACCACCGAGGUUAAAAUCACUCUGACAGAUGUCAACGACAACCCUCCAAAGUUCCCACAGAGUGUGUACCCCAUGUCUGUAUCAGAGCAUAAAGUGCCAGGAGAGGAGGUGGGCCGCCUGAAGGCCAAAGACCCGGACCUGGGGGACAACGGACUGGUGAACUACCGCUUAGUGGAUGGAGACGGGAUAAACAUGUUUGAGCUGAGCACCGACUCCGAGACCAGAGAGGCUGUCAUUAAAGUGAAGAAGCCUGUGGACUUUGAGACGAAAAGGUCGUACACUUUGAAGGUGGAGGGAUCCAACCCUCAUAUUGACCCUCAAUACCUUGCUUGGGGACCUUAUAAAGAUGAAGCCACAAUAAAGAUAUCAGUGGAAGAUGCAGAUGAGCCUCCUGUGUUUGUAGCUCCCAGUUACACUUUUGAGGUAGAGGAGAAUGCGCCUGAAGGCACCCUGGUGGGACGAGUCCACGCCAAGGACACUGAUGUUGCCAACAAUCCUGUGAGGUACAUGAUCCCUCGGUACACAGAUAUAGAGCAGUUCUUCAGCAUAAACUCAGAGGAUGGCAUGAUCAUCACGACAAGACCACUGGACAGAGAAGCACUCGACUGGCAUAAUAUAUCUGUGUCAGCCACAGAGAUAGGAGGCCACCACCAAGACACCAAAGUGCGUGUUAACAUCAGAGUGAAAGAUGUGAAUGACAACCCGCCAGAGUUUGCUACGAACAACGAGGUCCUCAUGUGUGAAUCUGUUGCUCCAGGGAAGGUCAUUGAAACAGUAAGUGCAGUGGACAAAGAUGAAAUGGCUCACAGGCAACAUUUUACUUUCAACCUCGCCCCAGAAGUUGCCCACAACCACAACUUCUCCCUCAAAGACAGCAGAGACAGCACAGCCAGCAUCUAUGUGCUGCGUAAAGGAUUCAGCCGCCUGAACCAGGAUGUUUACUACCUUCCCAUCGAGAUAAACGACAACGGGUUUCCUGCCAUGAGCAGCACAAACACCCUAACCAUCAGAGUGUGCUCCUGCGACAGCAAAAACACCAUCCUGUCCUGUAAUGUGGAGCCCUACGUCCUACCUGCGGGCCUAAGCACCGGGGCGCUGAUAGCUAUACUGGCCUGUAUUGUCAUUCUUCUGGCAAUAGUGGUGUUGUUUGUUGCACUGAGGCGACAGAAGAAGGAGCCAUUGAUAGUGUUCGAGGAGGAGGACAUCAGGGAGAAUAUUAUCACCUAUGAUGACGAGGGCGGUGGUGAGGAAGACACCGAGGCUUUUGACAUUGCUACACUGCAGAACCCAGACGGUGCCAACGGCUUUCUCCCAAGAAAGGACAUCAAACCAGAGCUCCAAUAUCCCCUCAGGCCAGGCAGUGGCCAUACUGCAGCCAACAGCGUCGACGUCGAUGACUUUAUUAAGAGUCGUAUUGCAGAGGCCGACAGUGACCCUACUGCCCCUCCUUACGACUCCAUUCAGAUCUACGGAUACGAAGGCAGAGGAUCGUUGGCCGGGUCGUUGAGUUCCCUCGAGUCGGUCACAACGGAGUCUGACUUGGAUUAUGACUAUCUGCAGAGUUGGGGGCCGAGGUUUAAGAGGCUGGCGGAUUUGUAUGGGACCAAAGACUGCUCCAUAAAUGAUGGGGACGAUGGUGAAGACUCUUAACAGUGGUCUUACAAAGUGGACGCCCCGCCGACUUCGGAUUUAUUGAGUCCAUGAGGAUUUGUUAACUGAGGGUUGACGCUCCUCAGUACCCAAUUGUUACCAACAAGCACCUGAUCAGUUCAUGCCACUUUGUCAACAGACUUUAACAGCCCUCCCUUCCUGUGGCGCCUCCUUCAUCCUCCAAGAUGAUUUGUUAAUAAACGCUUGGACUUAAACUGAAUCCCAGCUUUUCCCAAAACCCUCCUUUCUCUCAUUUGUCCCUUCUCUCCCCCUCUAUCUACAGACUUGACCAUUGCAGGGCUGGGAGAUUAGAUACGUCACCGGUUUGAGGGCAACUUGAUGUGGAAAAAAUAGGUGUUGCUGUAUGAUCAAAAUGACUUGCUUAUAGCUAAUCGUUUAGUUUCUUAGAGGUUCUAUAUACUUUGUGGACUGGAUUCACAUGCUUCCUCAAUGGUCCCUCUGAGUGUUUAUUCUCUUAGAAGGUUCCUGAGUGGAGUGUAUUUUCUGAAGUUGCUCAGUUUGUGGUGCUUUUUAAGAUCCACAGGGAGAGAGGAAGAAAGAGAUAGAAAUUAAAAGGAAAAAGUAAGUACUGGAUCCAGCAACUGUCUGAUGUUAGGAAGAGAAAUAAAAGAUCAUGAAGAUGUUUCAGUACGGUCAAACACAAGUGUUUUUUUUUUUUUUUUUCAGAUUUGUUGUGUGUGCAGAAUUCAGUAGGUUCUGUGGGUUGGAUAGCGUGACGGACUCUGGGUUGUUGAUACUUUGAAGACGCUUGCAGCAUCUUCACAGUAUGGUGGCCUUAUAAUAAAUAAACAACAACUCCAGGGGUAAACACAACAAGUGUAACGAUAGAGACCGUUAGCUUCAGUAGCUACACACAAACAAAUGAACACACAAGGACUGAGUGUGUGUGUGUGAAAAUGCUACACAAAUUCCUUUUUUUUAAACUCCCAAGAAGAGACAGACUUAACAUGGAUCCAAUUGAAAAAAAAAACAACUGUGGAUGAUUAUUUGUUUUCAUUCUUCACUUCAGAGAAGAAAAGGAAAAAUUCCCCUUCUUCGACGCCCCUCCUGUGUCCCACUUUUCCUCCCAUUGAUGAUCACUUCCCAUACCGAGUCCACCAAUGAAUGAUCACUUCCUUCUUCAGAGUCCACAAAUGUUGAUCAAUCACCAUGAGUAAAAAAAAACCUGUGAGCUCUAAAAAUCGCCUUAAACUUAAUGGACACUCUUGCAACGCAGUGCAUUCUCUCUUUUGUUUUUGUUCCUUUUUUGUUUCUUUUUGUAACUUGAGACGUAUAUUCAGAACGCAAACUAUUCUCCAUGCUAGGUAUGUACAGAGUAAUGUGCAGACAUGUGAUAUAUCACUCUGAGGAUCCAACUUGCACCUUGUGCACCCUUAAAAAUAGGACGUGCUGUUUCUGCAAGUGCGGUACAUGUAGACUGUGAAAAUGCACUUGGUGUUAUUUCCCUUACACCAGCUAUGUUAGCAGUAACAUCUGUUGUAUCAACACAUGUUGCUAUUUCAACAUUAAAUGUGCACAGGAAAUAACAUCAGUGUGUUUUCUCAGUAACAUAUACAACCAGAACACCCUUUUUGAGUGUGUCGAUUCUUGUUUAAUCUCUUUUUUUAAUGUUAUUAUUAUAUUAUUAUGAUUAUUAUUAUUGUUGUUUUUUUUAUUAUUAUUAUUAUUAUUAUUAUCAUUUUGAUUUUUUUUUCUUUGGCUGCAGCUACACAGGGGCAAAUUCAUAUUUAACUCUUUGCAGUUCAGAUUUGAUUUUAUGGUUGUCUAAGCAUGGAGAGACUCAAUGCUCUUUUCAUUUUUGGACAGCUAUUAGAAAUGCGCUACCAAAAGUUAAAUAUUCGCUUAUUUUUUUAUUUUUUUGCCUGUGCAAAUACAACCUCUCACAUUUCUUUUGUUUUAGUUUCUUGCGUUUUAUUUGGCGUUUCUUCAUUCCUUCUCCCUGUUCAAGAGGAAAAAUAGCAAUCUGUGUUGUUGCAGUGAGAGAACGCCUCGUUUUUAUUCUCUGUCAAGUUUUAUGGUACCGAUUUGUACAAUUUUAAAAGUUCUUAUUUUAGUAUACAUGCAGAAUAUUCCAGUAUUACAACAAAAACAUGCUAAGAAGAUAAGAUUAAAAAAAUAUUACAGCAUCACACUUAUAUUUUCUGAACAUUGUACUGUUGCUUUACUAUGUGCUUCAAUCUCAGAAGCAAAAAAAAAAAAAACUUUGAAAUAAAUGCUCUUUUUAUAAAAUGA
Labrus bergylta (ballan wrasse) is the source of this 5537-nucleotide messenger RNA. RefSeq names its product cadherin 11, type 2, OB-cadherin (osteoblast) (gene cdh11). NCBI's taxonomy places the organism in Eukaryota, Metazoa, Chordata, Actinopteri, Labriformes, Labridae. Gene Ontology annotation, biological process: cell morphogenesis; homophilic cell-cell adhesion; cell-cell junction assembly. Gene Ontology annotation, molecular function: calcium ion binding; cadherin binding. Gene Ontology annotation, cellular component: catenin complex; plasma membrane; adherens junction. The record is from RefSeq and is a predicted model, not a curated record.